This is a messenger RNA of Toxorhynchites rutilus septentrionalis, 1405 nucleotides long. RefSeq lists its product as uncharacterized. The record is from RefSeq and is a predicted model, not a curated record. Bases 274 to 1071 code for a protein of 265 amino acids. Lineage: Eukaryota; Metazoa; Arthropoda; Insecta; Diptera; Culicidae. The transcript has 3 exons.
CCACUGACAGUUCUGCUUGAGAUUUUGCUAACGAUCCUAGCAUCAAUCAUAGCACCCGGCUGGUUGAAACUGAACAAAACCAAAUUCGCUAUAAAUUUUGCGAUUUUUUGUUUGGCUGGAACGCAACCCUGCGCGAUGUGUCACAAAUAAUUGUACACAAAAACAUUGAUGCACAACAUCAACACGAAAAUAUCGCAUCCUAGCGGCUUGUAGUGCAUCCGAUUUGAAUUAGAGCCUGUGAUCGAAAACUCGGUUUGAUUUAGAUGUAUUACGAUGGAUGCAGCCGAGUAUCACUUCUGGCUGCAAAUUGAGAAACUAGUUGGACCAGUACCGGAAAACGUAAAACUGCUGCUGCAGUUUUCUUGCUUUUGCAAUUCGUCCAUUGCCGAUCUGGACGAUGAGCUCAUAGAUCAGAUUGAGCAGGAAGCACGGACCAUUCCGACGGUGCUGCGAAUUUCGGCGAACGACAAGCUGAUGAAAAAAUAUUUCGGAGUGUACAGCCAUACCGCCAAUGAGUUUCGUUUCCGUUCCGGCGAACGCCGGAUGAUGAAGAAUAUUGCCGUGGCGGUACGGAGGAAAGGUUUGGAUAGCUUCAUCCAGUCGUUACGUACUAUUCAUCACCACGCCGAGACGAGACCGGUGGUAAGCUUGCAGUUGCAGAAUUACGAUCCACAGACGCUGAGACAGAUGCUGAGAGAAAAGGUGCUGAAUGCUGUGAACAACAAUCAAGCGGAGAUACUUCCAGAGUAUUUGAAAAUUAUUCAAGAUAAUCUCGACAUUCAAAUCGUGAACGAGCAAGGUGUCCCGGAUGCGUAUGUAUUCUGUCCACUGUGCAGCGCAAAGGCCAAGCUGUCGAAAGAUCGCACGGGCACUAUCAUUGUUUCCAAUUACACCCUCCACGUUCGGAAAUACCAUGGCUUUGGACCACUGAGUCAAGGGGUGAAGCGCAAAUUGGAGGAGUUCGGACCGGCCGAGUACAUCCCGGAGCAUAUGCUCGACCAGAUAAUUAAGGAAGAACCGGACACCAGCGGUUAUGAUCAAAGUUCCUCGAAUGGGUACUUUCAGAUAUAGAAAGUCCAAAGGCUGAUUUUACAGUAUUAAUGUCGUACUAUUAGAUGUAAGUGAGAAUAGGUCACCAUUUAUUAGGGCUCGAUUUUGUUCAGAUAUUGUUUCGUGAUUGAGCUUCCACAUGCCUAAUUUUAUAUACUGCUUCUGAAAGAUCAAAACGUUUUUAAUUUUAAGUGUAAAAUUGUAAGUGAAUCAAUAUCAUUGUAAAAUACAAAAUGAAUCGAUCUUCUAUUUUUUGGAAUCGAAAAAUCCUAAAUUAUUUUUUAUUAGUUGAAAGUUAGAAAGUAUGUCACGAUUUGCUGAGGUGCAAUAAAAUUACCGUUUGAAUGAAAUUGAA